Xenopus tropicalis (tropical clawed frog) is the source of this 2607-nucleotide messenger RNA. RefSeq names its product filaggrin-2-like. The transcript has 2 exons. Gene Ontology annotation, molecular function: DNA binding; 1-alkyl-2-acetylglycerophosphocholine esterase activity. The coding region runs from base 196 to 2385 and encodes 729 amino acids. Gene Ontology annotation, biological process: DNA integration; DNA recombination. The record is from RefSeq and is a predicted model, not a curated record. Lineage: Eukaryota; Metazoa; Chordata; Amphibia; Anura; Pipidae.
UGACCCGUAGCAGGGAGUAGGGAAGCAGGGGCAUGACAGCGUCGUGGGGGGGUGUAGGCCACUCCCAGCUGGUUUGGGAUUGGUGGUUUCAAAUAGCAGCAAGGCGAGGGUAUAAAUAGGCAGUUGGUGUUUCCCGCUUCCAGUCCAUUUUAGACAGUGCAGGAAAACGGCUUACGUGAAACUGCCCUGCCUAAAAUGGAGGAGAACCGGGAAUUGGCCGACCUGGUGCAGAGGUUCCGAGAGGCGGCGGCUCAACAGGAUCCUGGAUGGCUUCAGCAGCAACUACGGGACCUGCUCGUGAGGGGAGAAGCGGCACCGCAGGAGGCCCGUCCGGCACGGCGAUCCAGACCACCGGUGAGGCUGAGUCCCCAGCUAGGAGGAGGGCCCGGGAGACGAAGCUGGAGGAGCAGCACGAGCCCGCACCAGAAGAAAGCCAGGACCCGGGGACGCGCGGCGGCCAGCAGACGCGGAAGUGCGGGGGCGGAGGCAACAGAGGCAGCGAGAGCCGGUGCGGCAGUCCAAGGGAGCAGGCAAGUAUGCGGCCAGGCCCUCCCUGCAGCUCCGAGAUCAGCGGCGGGGGGGGGAAGCGGGGGGGCGGCAGCAGACCGGGAACACGCGCAGGCAGGGGAGGAACAGCCACGAACGGAGCACGCCGCUGGCCUAACAAGGGGGGAAGCGGGGAGCAGCGCACACCCACAGCCAGGGCCCGGAGGCAGCACAGGACGGGCGGAGCAGGAUGGGGCUACAAGCGGCGGAGGGGGAGCAGGAACGGGCCUAGAAAGGAGGGAGGCGGCCCCCAACCCAGCGGGUGGCCGGGAGCGCAGAGGGUCAGGCAACACGGCCCAGGGACACCACCUGGAGCCAGGAUCCAUAAGGGGGGGCAGCCCUGCAACCCGACAGGGCUGGGGACACAGGGAGAGCUGCGGGGGAAGGCAGCACCACAGCAGGCCCGAUGAGGCCGGAGGGCACAGGCAGAGGGGGGGAGACAGCAGGCACGGGCAAGGGGAGAGGCACACCCCCCAGCCCAGGAGUCGCUCCAGAAGCAGGGAGAGAAGGAGCAGGGGGAGCCAGGGCCAUAGGCACAGCCAGGCCAGGAGCAGGAGGGGGGACAGCAUGGCCCACAUUGAACCAGUGGGGGCAAGGGACCACAGGAGGGAGAGCAGGAGCAGGUCCAGAUGCAUGUCGCACCGGCACUCCUGCUGUCGGUUUUCUUCCAGGAGCAGUCCUUGCGGCUCGGAAGGAGGGUCACGAGCCAGGAGCCCACCAAGGGAUACCAGACCACGCAGGAGCCAUUCCGGCGGCCAAAGGGACGGACAACACAGUUCCAGCCAGCAGCAACACCUGACAGGGAGUGACCGGAUGGAAAGCACUGUGACGGCCCAGGGCACGGAUGCGCCCAGGGGGCCAGGAGUGGGAGCGGUUUCGGGAGGCAGCACCGGAGGCAGCGCAGCGAGCAUGUCACUUUCCGCAGAGGCUAUGGCAACUAGCGAGCACCGAUUGCUGGAGUUUGUAAAAGCGUCAGUAGUGGAGUCAACCUGGGCUGCAUAUAGCAAGGCUUGGAACGAAUGGCGACAGCUGGAGGAGUGGUCCGGGGGGCUUGGUAGCAGGCAGGAAAAGCGCACCGGCCUGGUAUGGUAUGUAGUGUGGCUUGCGGAGCAGGGUAAGUCAGCAGCUUUUAUCGACAAACGCAUGGCGGCGCUGGCGUUCCAUUUUAAGCUCGGGGGUGAGGAAGACCUAACAAAGGAAUUCCUCAUUAAGCAGGCGCUGAAGGGCAUCAGAAAGGGGAAACAGUCGCGAGAUUGGCGAAGGCCCAUUUCAUUCGAAUUGUUGGGGAGGAUGCAAGUGGCCCUGGGCACUUGUUGCCACUCCGCUUACGAGGUGGCGUUAUUUAGAGCAGCAUUUGCGCUGGCGUUCUUUGGGGCCUUCAGGGUAGGGGAGAUUGUUUGUAAGAGCAAGACCUCCUUUGGGGGGCUGUCAUCUCAGGAUAUCAGGGUCACUGAUAAUGAAGUUAGGGUUUGGUUGAGAAAGUCCAAAACAGAUGUUUUAGGAAAAGGGAAGGAUAUAGUACUUUUCAAAGUGGAUGGCGGGAUGGCAUGCCCAGUUGGCUGUAUGCAGCAGUUUCUGAAGGUACGUCAGGAAGGAACCGGAGUGUUCCUCAUACAUGAGGACAGGACCCCUCUGACCCGUUUUCAGUUUACUAGCAUUAUGAAGAAGAGUUUGCAACUGUCAGGAGUGAGCCCGGAGAAGUUUGGGACGCAUUCCUUUCGUAUUGGAGCAGCAACCGAGGCGGCCAGCCUCAGUUUGGGGGAAAAAAUGGUAAUGCAAAUUGGAAGAUGGGAAUCAAAACGGUUCCGGAGUUACAUACGGCCAGGUUUACUAGUUUAAAGAGUUUGGAGGCCGAAGGGUUGGUCCCGUUUUGAGGUUGAUAAAGUAAGGGGUGGAUGGGUGACCCCCUUCAUGUGAAUGCAAUGUAUAUGCUAUUUCCUUGGUUUUAAACUUACUUUGUUUUGACAGGCUGCAGAGCGGUGGUGUGGCUGUUAGGACAUUCCUACGUGAGCUGGGCCCGAAGGAGAGCCGCAGUUAAAAGAGCGGGAGUGCAGCUGGGCU